Messenger RNA from Closterium sp. NIES-67, 1580 nucleotides. Lineage: Eukaryota; Viridiplantae; Streptophyta; Zygnematophyceae; Desmidiales; Closteriaceae. The record is from the annotation of a GenBank genome assembly.
GAUACGGAUAUUCCUUGACUAUGCAGCUGAGCAUCCUUGUUUGUUGUCCUGCGAAGAUGCGGUCAGAAUCGUUCCACCUUACACUCUCAACCUUCUAUUCCUCGUUCCCUUGAAUCCACGUCAUCCCUCCCCACUUCUCUCCACUCGAUUCGAGCAACCCUGCCUGCAUGGUUCUAGGAUGCAUCCUUUCCUCGAACCGUCUCACGCCCUUCCAUCAGCCUCAGGAGGGCGAGAUUUUCCGCUGGACGAUUCCAUUACCUUCGCUUGGACUUUAGAUUAUCGCAGUAGUCCUGAAGCAGUGCAGACCCAUACGAACAGAAGCUCCAGGUAUCGCACGCACGACCAACGCGAUUGCCACCUUUUUAAUCACAAUCGCGUCCUCCCCCUGCUCCUCCUCCUACUAGCGGUGGCCUGCCCAGGCGCGCCUGCCGCGGCGUUGUCCUGUGGUUCCACGUUAGAGUGCAAGAAUGGCGGUGUGUGUGUCAGGAACCGAACCGGCGACGAUUUCUGUGACUGCCCCGACCCUCGCUCGGCUCUGGAUCCCCAAUUCUUUGUCGGCACAGAGUGCGAGGUCCCUGCAGUCAUGUGUGCGGACACAUCCACCUUCUUCUGUGGCAACGGCGCGCAGUGCGUGGAGAUAGUACAGGGGGAACAGUACACCUGCGAGGGGUGUCCACAGGGGUACGGGGGCCAGCACUGCGAGGCCCACGGCGUGCAGUGCGGUGACUCUGGGUUACUGUGCUUCAAUGGGGGGUCGUGCAGUCACAGCGGGACCAGCUGCGUGUGUCCCCGGCAGUGGUCUGGGAACGCCAACUGCACUCUCUCGCUCUAUGACGCCUACCACCAAGAAUUAUCUCCGUAUGAUUCUCAGGCAGAGGAAGAAGACCAAUCGUGGUACGUGCCUGUGCUGGGCGCGUUUGGCGCGCUGGUGAUGCUGUCCAUCCUGGGCGUGUGGAUCUACAUCUGCUACGCGCACCAGGCCAUGUCCAACUUUGUACACAUUGCCGACCAGGAGGAGGUGCGGGCAUUACAGGAUGAUGUGGAAGAGAGGGAAAUGGACGAGAUGGACUCCCAUGGGGAGGACAACAGUGACAGUGGUGGGGAGGGCGAGGGGGAGAGGAGAGAGUGGAGAGAGCGGAGAGAGGGGAGAGAGGGGAGAGAGGGGAGAGAGGGGAGAGGGAGGAGAAGAUGGCACAGGCAUUCCCGGCAGCGUGAUUAUAAUGAAGAUGGCGACGACCCAAGUGAUGGUGAUAGUGGUGAUGAUGGUGAUGAUGGCCAUGGGGGGUUCAGUGAUUACCAUGACCGUCCUGAUGGUCACUACAACGGCGAUGGAGGGAAGGGCCAGGGGGGUGAUAGGAGGAUAGAGGAGGAGAGUGAAGAGGAGGACAUUGAAGAGGGGGAGAGGGUUCCUCUUCGGUAAGAGGUGUUGUGUUGUGGUUUGUUUGUGACGUGAUGUACCGCACAUGGAUGUAUCAUGUAUAGUAGGUUCCUAUGCUUCCUUUCGUCUGUACCUCAUUUGAUUGUUCUGGUAUGUUUAAUGGUAGCCCAAAUGUACGAUGGUAAUGAUGAAUAUCAGGCUU